Molecule: messenger RNA, 480 nt
Organism: Juglans regia (Persian walnut)
Lineage: Eukaryota; Viridiplantae; Streptophyta; Magnoliopsida; Fagales; Juglandaceae
Exons: 1
Coding region: 1-480 (159 amino acids)
Source: RefSeq, a predicted model, not a curated record
AUGGUAUCACGAGCCUCCUUCUCCAGUGAGACCAACUCUGUUUCUAUGGCUUCCCCUACAAAAACUCACACACAAACCCCAAUCUCCAUCAAUGCCGCAGGACAACUACCUCAUAAAUUAACUGGUCCCAGCUUUCCCUCAUGGAGUGCAACCCUUUCCUCUUUACUUCUCGGCUAUGAUCUUAAUGAAUUCCUGGAUGGAACUUAUCCAUGUCCCCCUAAGCCCACUCAUCCUAUUGAAGAUGCAAACAUUGUUGCCUACUCCAAAUGGUUUUGGCAAGACCAACUCAUUCUCAAUGUCAUACUUGCCUUUGUUAUUGAAUCUAUUACGCCACUCAUCGCCUCAGCCAAGACUUCCCGUGAUGCCUGGAUUCGACUUAACCUCUUAUAUGCAAACAAGUCUCGAUCCCGCGUGAUGCAACUCAAGGAGCACCUCACCCUUCUUCAACGAGGUGAUUGGCCGAUUGUUGCUUAUCUUUAA